Messenger RNA from Antechinus flavipes (yellow-footed antechinus), 1545 nucleotides. RefSeq names its product keratin 12 (gene KRT12). Gene Ontology annotation, molecular function: structural molecule activity. The record is from RefSeq and is a predicted model, not a curated record. The transcript is spliced from 8 exons. Bases 1 to 1545 code for a protein of 514 amino acids. NCBI's taxonomy places the organism in Eukaryota, Metazoa, Chordata, Mammalia, Dasyuromorphia, Dasyuridae.
AUGUCUCUCUCUGUCUACAAUUCUGGGACCUCCCAACAGGCUUCUUCUCGCAGUGGGGUGGGAGGUCGCCGGCUCAGCCGGUUGUCUAGCACCAGUAGUGGAGGGGGCUUUGGUGGAAACAUUUUUGGCUCUGGAGCAAGCUCUGGGGGUGGUUUUAGUGUUGCGUCUAUGUUUGGUUCCAGUUGUGGCUUUGGGAGCACCUCCAGGAGUGCCUUUGGAGGAGGACUGGGCAGUGGUUAUGGAGCAGGACUGGGCAGUGGUUAUGGAGCAGGACUGGGCAAUGGUUAUGGAGCAGGACUAGGCAGUGGUUAUGGAGCAGGAUUGGGCAGUGGCUAUGGAGCAGGACUGGGGAGUGGUUAUGGAGGAGGACUGGGCAGUGGCUCAAUGGGUAUUCCAUGUAGUAAUGAUGGAGUCCUUCUUUCUGGAUCAGAAAAGGAAACCAUGCAAAACCUUAAUGACAGAUUGGCUUCCUACCUGGCUAAAGUCCGGGCUCUAGAGGAAGCAAACACUGAUCUGGAGAACAAAAUUCGAGACUGGUAUGAAACACGUGUGACUGGAGACUCUGCAUCAGGAAAUGAUUAUGAAAAAUAUUACCCAUUAAUAGAAGAUCUUAAGAAUAAGAUUAUUUCAGCUACAAUCGAGAAUGCCCGACUCAUUUUGCAGAUUGAUAAUGCAAGACUGGCAGCUGAUGAUUUCAGGAUGAAGUAUGAAAAUGAGCAGGCCCUACGUCAAAAUGUUGAAGCUGAUAUCAAUGGCCUCCGCAAAGUGCUGGAUGAAUUGACCUUGGCCAGAGCUGACUUGGAGAUGCAGAUUGAAAGCCUGAUGGAAGAGCUGGCUUUUCUUAAGAAGAACCAUGAAGAGGAACUUCAAGCUAUCCAGGCUGGGGGACCCGGCCAAGUUAGUGUGGAGAUGGAUGCUGCUCCAGGAAUCAACUUAACCAAACUCCUGAAUGACAUGAGAGAGCAAUACGAAGCUAUUGCCGAGCAGAAUCGCAAGGAAGCCGAAGCUUGGUUCGUCGAAAAAAGUGGAGAACUCAAGAAGGAGAUCAGCAGCAACACCGAACAGCUUCAGACGAGCAAGAGCGAAAUAACUGACUUGAAGCGCAUGCUCCAAAGUUUAGAAAUUGAGCUCCAAUCUCAGCUUGCUAUGAGAAAGUCCUUUGAAGAUACAUUAGCUGAAACAGAAAGUGGUUACUGCAAUCAGCUCUCCCAGAUCCAGCUCCAAAUUGGCAAUCUGGAGGCCCAGCUUUGCCAGGUGAGGAGUGAUAUGGAGCGUCAGAAUGCAGAGUAUGAACAACUCUUAAACAUCAAGACCCGGCUGGAGAUGGAGAUUGAGACUUACCGGCGUCUGUUGGAGGGAGAAGGUGAAGGGAAUGGUGCUAUUGAAAGUUUAACUGUGCCAGAAUCCAAUUCUCAAGCACAGUCAAUUGAUUCUUCGAAAGAUCCAACCAGAACAAGAAAAAUCAAGACAAUUGUGCAGGAGGUAGUGGAUGGAAAAGUUGUUACUUCGGAAGUUCGGGAAAUUGAAGAAGAAAUUGGCUCUUGA